Molecule: messenger RNA, 4614 nt
Organism: Chionomys nivalis (European snow vole)
Lineage: Eukaryota; Metazoa; Chordata; Mammalia; Rodentia; Cricetidae
Gene: Nedd9
Product: neural precursor cell expressed, developmentally down-regulated 9
Exons: 7
Coding region: 121-2616 (831 amino acids)
Biological process (GO): cell migration; cell surface receptor protein tyrosine kinase signaling pathway
Cellular component (GO): plasma membrane; cytoplasm
Molecular function (GO): protein binding
Source: RefSeq, a predicted model, not a curated record
GCGGGAGGCGAAGGUUCUCCUUUCCAUCCAGCCCUGUGCUCAAUGGAGGGGCGGGCACUGCAGUGCUUCACUGAGUGACUAGGAUAGGACCAGGGCUCAUCCGACCAGACCACCGCCGCGAUGAAGUAUAAGAAUCUGAUGGCAAGAGCCUUAUAUGACAAUGUCCCCGAGUGCGCUGAGGAGCUGGCCUUCCGAAAGGGAGACAUCUUGACGGUCAUAGAGCAGAACACAGGAGGACUAGAGGGAUGGUGGCUGUGUUCCUUACAUGGUCGCCAAGGCAUCGUCCCAGGCAACCGGGUGAAACUUCUGAUUGGUCCAGUGCAAGAGACCUCCAGUCAUGAGCAGCCUACUCCUGGACCCAUGGCCUUUGGCCAACAGAAACUCUACCAAGUGCCGAAUUCACAGGUGGCAUCUCGUGAUACCGUCUAUCAAGUACCACCCUCCUACCAGAAUCAAGGAAUUUAUCAAGUUCCUACUGGCCAUGGUACCCCAGAACAAGAUGUGUAUCAAGUGCCACCAUCAGUUCAGAGAAACCCUGGAGGCACUAAUGGGCCCCAUCUAGGCAAAAAGGUGAUCACCCCAGUGAGAACAGGCCAUGGCUAUGUGUACGAGUACCCAGCCAGAUACCAGAAGGAUGUCUACGAUGUCCCUCCUUCCCACACUACUCAAGGGGUAUAUGACAUCCCUCCUUCGUCAGUGAAAGGCCCCGUGCUUUCAUUUCCAGUGGGAGAGAUAAAGCCUCAAGGGGUGUAUGACAUUCCCCCUACUCAAGGGCUCUAUGCCAUUCCACCGUCAGCUUAUCGAGAUGAAGCGGGGCUCAGGGAAAAGGAAUAUGAUUUUCCUUCUCCAAUGAAACAAGAUGGGAGGCCAGACACGAGACCGGAGGGGGUUUAUGACAUCCCUCCGACCAGCACCCAGACAGCAGGGAAGGACCUGCACACCAAGUUCACCUGUGAUGCCCCAGGAGCCGCCGAACCAAUGACGCGAAGACAGCAGAGCCUUUCUGUGCAUCAUCCACCCUCUCACCCGGGACAGUCUGGGGCCACUCACAGUGAUGCAUAUGAUGUCCCCCGAGGAGUUCAGUUUCUGGAGGUACCAGCAGAAACCAGCGAAAAGGCAAAUCUGGAGGAAAGAGAUGGUGUUUACGACGUCCCUCUGCACAACCCAGCAGACGCCAAAGGCUCUCGGGAUGUGGUCGAUGGGAUCAACCGACUCUCCUUCUCCAGCACUGGCAGUACCAGGAGUAACAUGUCCACAUCUUCCACCUCCUCAAAGGAGUCCUCAUUGUCAGCCUCCCCAUCUCAGGACAAACGGCUCCUACUGGACCCAGACACGGCCAUUGAGAAGCUCUAUCGCCUCCAGCAGACCCUGGAGAUGGGUGUCUGUGGCCUCAUGUCCCUCGUCACCACGGACUGGAGGUGUUACGGGUACAUGGAAAGACACAUCAAUGAGAUCCGCACCGCAGUGGACAAGGUGGAGCUGUUUCUACGGGAAUACCUCCAUUUUGCCAAGGGAGCUCUAGCCAAUGCCUCCUGCCUCCCAGAACUGGUCCUUCACAACAAAAUGAAGCGGGAACUCCAGAGGGUAGAAGAUUCCCACCAAAUUCUCAGUCAAACCAGCCACGAUUUGAAUGAAUGCAGCUGGUCCCUGAACGUCCUAGCUAUCAAUAAGCCCCAAAAUAAAUGUGAUGAUCUGGACCGGUUUGUGAUGGUAGCCAAGACGGUGCCAGAUGAUGCUAAGCAACUCACCACCACCAUCAGCACCUAUGCAGAGACUCUCUUUAGAGCAGCUCCAGGCAGUUCCCACCUGAAAAAUGGGCCCGACAGCAUCAUGAACUCAAGCGAGUACACACAUACGGGGUCCCAGAUGCAGCCACUGCGUCCCGGUGACUACAAGGCCCAGGUCCAUGAUAAGCCGUUGCCUCCCACUCUAGGCAAGGACCAGCCACCAGACUGUAGUAGCAGUGAUGGUUCAGAAAGGAGCUGGAUGGAUGACUAUGAUUAUGUCCACCUACAGGGCAAGGAGGAGUUUGAGAGACAGCAGAAGGAACUCUUGGAGAAAGAGAACAUCAUCAAGCAGAACAAGGCCCAGCUGGAGCAUCAUCAGCUGAGUCAGUUCCAGCUGUUGGAACAAGAAAUCACCAAGCCCGUGGAGAAUGACAUCUCCAAGUGGAAGCCCUCCCAGACCCUCCCAACCACAAACAACAGCGUGGGUGCUCAGGAUAGGCAGUUGCUUUGCUUCUACUACGACCAAUGCGAGACCCACUUCAUAUCCCUCCUCAACGCCAUCGAUGCCCUCUUCAGCUGCGUCAGCUCAGCCCAACCCCCACGGAUCUUUGUGGCACACAGCAAGUUUGUCAUUCUCAGCGCACACAAACUGGUAUUCAUUGGAGACACUCUGACGAGGCAGGUGGCGGCCCCGGACAUUCGAAAUAAAGUCAGGAACUCCAGCAACCAGCUCUGUGAACAGCUCAAGACGAUAGUGAUGGCAACCAAGAUGGCCGCCCUCCACUACCCCAGCACUACGGCCCUGCAGGAGAUGGUGCAUCAGGUAACUGAUCUGUCCAGAAACGCGCAGCUGUUCAAGCGUUCCUUGCUGGAGAUGGCCACCUUCUGAGAAGAAAAAGAGACAGAAGGGACUGAGGGAAUAAUUACUAAGGAAAACUGGAAAUACAAUCUGGUUUUUGUAAAGGUUAUCUAUUUUUGUAGAUAUUUUAUAUGAAAAUGAAAUAUUUUAACGUUUUGUGUUAGUCGAGUUUCAUCAAUUCAGGGAGCUGAAGCGGGAAAUCUUUUUUUCCCCCUGUGUGGUUCUUAUAUAUACAUAUCUAAAGCAUAAGCUGUACAGAAAUGUGUCCGUGUUUGUCUAUGCUUAUGUAUCCAUAUUUGUUUGUAGAUGUGUGUCUGAUACAUUCCAUUAAAAACAUGAAUUAAGAAGCACCUUAGUAAGCACCUCCUAAUGCUGCAUUGUUUGGGUUUUGUAGAAAAUUAUACCCGUUGGAUGUAAUAUUGCUCGGCAUGUGUCAGUGGUGAGCUGAGCCUGGCACACUUAAUCUGGAACUCAUGGUUUAUUUGCCAAGUGUUCACCUCCCACAUAGCAAAUCAUGGUAUGACUUGUUGUUAUCUAAAACAUUUUUCAAACUUGACUGUCUUUAACACAAUGGUAAAUGACCCCUUUCUGGUUGAAAAGGCCAAGAGAGAGAGUGGGAAGGAAGGACAGAGAGAGUUUCAAAAAGUAUACAUUAACCUAAGUUACCUAAGGCGCAAUGUUUCGAAAGCUAAAGAGAAGCAAGACACACGUGCUGGUCUGAGACUGUCCACAGCUGUGACUGUGCUCUUUCAACUCAGCAAGAAAGCUACAAUAAAGAGGGAACAAUUGUUUCCAUGGGGCUGCAUUUGUGAGAGAUUAAGUCACUAGGUUUUCUAACAGGUGCUUUUAGAGUUGAAUUUAAAAAAAAAAAAAUUGCAGUGGGAAUUCAUGAAGAUAACAUCAGACUGUGACUGUAGGCAAAAAGAAGGGAUGUCUCCAACUGCCAGUCAUUGAAUAAAGGUCUCUCUGAGGGGUUUCUACCUUCAUUAUCCAAAGGAAAAUGGCAUCUCCUGAGCCACUGGACUGUGGAGCCACCAGGCCCUUUCCUGUUCUCUCAUUGCUUGGUGUACCCUACACCCUUCUGAAAACUUCCCUAUGUGUACCUAACACUCAGAACAGCUGCAGGUAUCUAUCUGAUCGAAACAACCCCUGUGGCCAUGGACCUUGUGGAUAUAGCAUGUCACCAUGUGACAGCUAGUCACAGCACCAAUCCUGCAGUCUGUCUCUUCACACGUCCUGUGUGGAUACAGCAUAGUCACCAGUGCCACCAGACUCACCGUGGACAGAUGAACUAGUCCCCUAUUUCUUUGUGACCAAGCCGAAAAGUAUGAUUCUUGUAGUCUCUGUCUGUGAAAAUUAUUCCAUUCUGGCCUAUUUGGAAAUGUGUUUUUGUUUGUUAUAAAAGUCUUUCUUUGAUGCUGUUUUUGUUUUGGUUUUCUUGUGUGUUUUUGUUUGUUUGUUUGGUUGGUUGGUUGGGUUUUUGAGACAGAGUUUCUUUGUGUAACAGCCCUAGCUGUCUUGGAACUAGCGUUGUAGACCAGGCUGGCCUCGAACUCACAGAGAUCCGCCUGCCUCUGCCUUCCAAGUACUGGUAUUAAAGGCAUGCACCACCACCAUACAUACAGCAGGUGUUAUGUAUGUCUUGACUUACUUGUUUUAAACAACCAAAUUACAAACACAGGGAGGGGCUUGGGAAGAAUGUGUGACCUCAGUGUAAUUUUUUUUUUAAUCAGAGGAAGUUUUUAAAGAGAUGGUGCUUUUUAAAACAAACUACAACUGCAGUUCUCAAAGCUCUGAGCUGCCAGAAGAUGAAUAGUGCGGAGGAAGUGGUUCAUGGCGCAUUGGAACCACUGGAUAAAGUCAGGAAGGGUUCGCUUGGACUUCUUACUGUAUGAUGUGUAUCUGUUGGGAAAGGGCUGCCUUGUCUUAACCUGAGUGAUGACAUUCCGCAUUGUCAAAACCAAACUACCCAAUUUGUAUUGCCUGUUGUCAUCUUGUAUAUACAAGCUAUUAAAUUUUUAGAUCAUU